This is a messenger RNA of Diversispora eburnea, 645 nucleotides long. Lineage: Eukaryota; Fungi; Glomeromycota; Glomeromycetes; Diversisporales; Diversisporaceae. The record is from the annotation of a GenBank genome assembly.
AUGUCUUUGAGUUUGGAUUUAUUGGCUCUGAUUGGUUUCUUUUGCACUGGAGAUCUCUUUUACGCUUGUUGCCGAAACAAAUACAAUAAUAAUCUUCCUAUUAAAACCAUAGAAAAAGGCACUCGACCUGAGCCUUAUGUUUCAGAUGAUAGAGUAGUUGAUUCUGGGGUAGAUGUUCACUAUUCUGUUGAAGAUUUUGGCAUGGCAUUUGGGAACGUUCUUAACUUUGCAUUUAAGGAACGGAUCUCUUUGAUAGGAAAAUUGGACAACACUAGUCGCGAUUCUAAUAUUCCGUUGUGGAAGAGAGCCCUGAAAGCUUUUAAACAUGCUGCUAAAGUGUAUAAAGCAAAAAGUGAUAAACCUGCGGUUAUUGUUUAUGACAGUGUAUGCCAGUUGGUUCAUCAGAAUCCAGAAAUCCUUGAUUUCCUCCAAGGCGAUGCCAAAGAUAAUGCGUAUAGUGGGACAUACAUUGCGGUGUUUGUCAGUAAAGCAUAUGAUCAACGAAGUAAAGGCAAAAAAAUCUAUGAAUUGGUUGGUGGUUGCAUUGUAGAGUUGGAGAAAGUGGCAAAUAAAUUUAUUGAUGGACAAUCCUUCGAAGAUCAAAAGCAUUAUGAAGCAGGAAAACGUGUAAUUAAUGUGCUUUGA